Molecule: messenger RNA, 1170 nt
Organism: Pediculus humanus corporis (human body louse)
Lineage: Eukaryota; Metazoa; Arthropoda; Insecta; Psocodea; Pediculidae
Exons: 6
Coding region: 1-1170 (389 amino acids)
Molecular function (GO): pseudouridylate synthase activity
Source: RefSeq, a predicted model, not a curated record
AUGCUGCCAUCAAAAAUUUUGAAUUUUCAACAUUGCAGUAAAAAUUUUUUAUCCAAACGUUAUAACUCAAUCAUUUGUGUUAAUAAUGAAGUUCGUCAAGCACUUUUUGAAAAAAAGGGUGUAGUAGCUUUGGAAAGUACUAUUAUAACCCAUGGUAUGAAAUUUCCAGAAAAUUACAAAACCGUUAUAUCUGUACAAAAUAGGAAGGCAAUUCCAGCAACAAUAGCUGUAAUAAAAGGGAAAGUUAAAGUUGGUCUUACUGAUCUCGAACUUCAAGAAUUGUCAGAAAAUCAAAAAAAUUGUUUGAAAAUUUCAAGGAGAGACUACCCAUUUGCUAUAAGCAAAAAAUUAACCGGAGGAACCACUGUUUCUGGAACUAUGUUGAUUGCUCACAAAGUCGGGAUUUCUAUAUUUGUUACAGGUGGAAUCGGUGGAGUUCACAGAGAGGGAGAAAGUACAAUGGACAUAAGCGCUGAUUUAACAGAACUUGGAAGGACUCCUGUGGCAGUGAUUUCCAGUGGAGUCAAAUCAAUAUUGGAUAUUGGUAGAACUCUAGAAUAUUUAGAAACUCAAGGUGUUGCUGUGGCUACUUAUGGAUCAAGCAAAGAAUUUCCUGCUUUUUUUUGUAGAAAGAGUAAUUUUGAAUCUCCAUAUAAUUUGAUUGAUGAAAUAGAAGCUGCUGAAUUCAUUCAGUCAAUUUUUGAUUUACAAUUAGGUUCUGGAAUUUUAAUAGGUGUACCUAUACCUAAAAAUGAUUCGCUAAAUGAAACGGAUAUUUUAAAUGCAAUUGAAGAAGGAUUGAAGGCUGCAAAAAAUAAAAAUAUAAAAGGUAAAGAAGUUACUCCUUUUUUAUUAAGUCACAUUUCGAGUUUAACAAAAGGCAAAUCAUUGGCAGCUAACAUGGCUCUUAUAAAAAAUAAUGCAACAAUCGGUAGUAAAAUUGCUGUAGAACUUUCAAAGUUACGUUUACAAAAUAAUUAUAGUUCGAACGCGUAUUUAUCCAAGUUAAAUUAUAGUAGUGAUGUGAGUUAUAAUAAUGAUAAUGUUUUUAACGAGUUUUGCGGUGGUAGUAGUGAAAAAAAAAGUGAAAAGUUUAGUGCUGUCGUUAUAGGAGGAUCAAAUGUGGAUUUGGUGGUCAACAUAAUGGAUGAUGAUUUUAAGGUAGGAUAA